AUGGAAAUAGGAUCCAUUAAUCCAACACAAGACACUUUCGAUAAAAUUACCUCCAUUUCACUACGAACUUCCUCAUACAAUCCAGUGCCAUCAUCAAUAUACACAAAACCGCACAAAAACCUCACUUUUUCAUACGUAAACAGUAACGCGAAAUCAUUUCAAAUCGGGAAACUCGGAGAGAAUGAUACUUAUCUGAUUGGGAGUCUACGCUUGGACUAUCCACAGCUAAGACAAAUACGAAAUGUUAUAUUGCAAUUAAAGGGCAUCGAGAAAACUUGUUGGUUUAAACCGCAAGCACGUUCAAAAUCGGCUAACAGUGCUGAACAAGUAUUAAUUGAGAAAGCUUUUCGGAUAUUCUCGGCGGACGAUGGGCAAGAAAUGCAAUCUUCUGAUCUACCAUUCAAGGUGAAAUUACCUCAUAAUCUUCCGGAAUCAAUUACCACUGAUAUUGGAAGUAUAAAGUAUUUCUUGCGUGCUACCGUGAAUAGAAAAGGAGUUAUUGGUAACGCUAAUAUUGUGGAAGUUGAAUGUGAACUAAAGAAAACAAUUAUACUAGACAUUGAACGCGAUCCACCAUAUCAAUUACGAGGUGAAUCUCGUAAUGGAUUAGAAUAUGCGUUUAUUUUGCCACCAUUCAAACACUUUAAAAUUGGAUCAUUUGUAUCGAUUCCAAUGCGGAUUCGUUUUCUUCGACCCAAUAUUCACGUUGAUCGAGUUCAAGUUUCUUUGGUAAAAUUUAUGGACUUUAGAUGUACUAAUCCAAAUGAGGCACGGCACAUAAAACAAGAAGUUGCUUCGUUGACUAUAGCACGAGAAGAACUUCGAUCUAUCCAAAAAACGAAUUUAGAUUGUGAAUGUGUGCAUACGAUAAAUUUGUUCAUUCCUCGAGCUACAUUGCCAACAAUUUCCACAAGAUACAUUUCAAAUUCCUAUCAACUGUCAAUAAAGUUGUGCUUAGUUGACGAAAUAGAUUUGCAAAUUGAUGAAAUUGUUCGCCUUGCAUCCAUAUUAGAGACCAAUAAUCGAACAUCAACUUCCGAGUCGCAACAAAUUUUGUCACGUCAAGUGUUUGAUACUUUUGAUCAGCAAAAAGCUUCACGAUUACAACAUCAAACAUCGAUCUCUACCUUUGGUACUCUUUCGAUUACGUCCAAUGAUGGCGAACCAAUGACACCACCAAAUGAGCCUUCCUCACAAUCCGCUCCUAGUCAAAAAUUAUCAAUUAAAGCUCUGAGACGGAUUUCAAGUGAUGAAUAUUUCACGUCCUCACCUUACCCGACUGCACUUUCACCGCCACCUUACCAUAAACCAACAUCACCCGCUGCAUCUCAUUUGAUAGAAAGGUCAGGUAUAUUUCAAUGA
This is a messenger RNA of Ambispora gerdemannii, 1362 nucleotides long. The record is from the annotation of a GenBank genome assembly. Lineage: Eukaryota; Fungi; Glomeromycota; Glomeromycetes; Archaeosporales; Ambisporaceae.